Messenger RNA from Ostrea edulis (European flat oyster), 920 nucleotides. RefSeq lists its product as uncharacterized. Lineage: Eukaryota; Metazoa; Mollusca; Bivalvia; Ostreida; Ostreidae. The transcript has 4 exons. Bases 36 to 764 code for a protein of 242 amino acids. The record is from RefSeq and is a predicted model, not a curated record.
UAACCGAUGUAACUUGCUGACUGUUUUCUAUCGUAAUGGCGCUUCGUUUUUAUUUCAAAUUUAUGGUCGUAAGUGGCAUAUUCUGGGUAUGGGACAGAGUUCUAACAAUGGAGACCAAUCCAAGAUGGCUGCGGCCCUGUUACGAUCCAUUUUUGCCUACUGUAAAUUACGGUACUUCCGACGAAUCUCUCCAUGAGGAUUUCACAGAAGAGGAUUCUCGCUAUAUUCAAAGACAUAUUGUUACUUACGCCCAAGAAUGCUCGGAAAUAGUGAUGAACUUAAAGCAUGCCUUUACGAUUUCUUCCUGUCUGUCUAGAAGUGAGAGGGGUCACUUUCAUCGAGGAUAUCUUUUGACUACUAUUAAUAGAAGAAUAUCCAGCUGUGAUCUUUACAAGGCACUUGAAACACAUCAUUUGGAUGUUUUCUACCAAUAUUUAAACAAAUCAGAAGACUUGCAGAUGACAUCACAGCAGCGAGUAAGGAGGAUCCUGACGUACUCUGUGGCCUACAUGGAAUACAUACAUGAUAUCGAAACUUCUUCAGAAGUCAGGACCAAGAUAACGCGAAUCAUAAUCAAACUCUACGGUAUGCUGUGUUGGUCAGACCAACUUGGUACCCCGCUGACCAAUGACACUUUUCAAGUUGAAUCUGUGAGUGUCCGGAACAGACAAAUAAGAUUUAAUUUAAUUUUUGUAGUUUUGAAUAAUGUUUUGAACGUUUUACGACAUUUGAUUUCUGAUACCUUUAAUGAAUUAAUUUUGUAAGCGAAAUUAAAAUUAUAUCGAAUAUGAUUUCACUCACUUGGUCAAUAUUGGGUAUUAUUAUGAAAUAUAAAAGUUUAACUACUAAAAUGUAUCCCAAUACUUUCAUACGUCUAGUGAGUAUUAUCCACGAGGGCUCAUUCUUGAUAAAAUUUGUGG